This is a messenger RNA of Penicillium alfredii, 447 nucleotides long. Its product is annotated as DNA-directed RNA polymerase II subunit RPB4. Bases 1 to 447 code for a protein of 148 amino acids. The record is from RefSeq and is a predicted model, not a curated record. Gene Ontology annotation, cellular component: P-body; RNA polymerase II, core complex. The transcript has 3 exons. NCBI's taxonomy places the organism in Eukaryota, Fungi, Ascomycota, Eurotiomycetes, Eurotiales, Aspergillaceae. Gene Ontology annotation, biological process: transcription initiation at RNA polymerase II promoter; positive regulation of translational initiation; nuclear-transcribed mRNA catabolic process, deadenylation-dependent decay. Gene Ontology annotation, molecular function: nucleotide binding; translation initiation factor binding.
AUGAGUGUCCAACUGCCCCCUGCCACCUAUCGCAAACGCACCCUGCCGCAGGGUGAGCUCGAAGCUGCCUCAACCCUCAAGCUGGGUGCGGACCAGAACACCCACACACUCUCCCUGUCCGAGGCUCGAUUGGUUAUCCACAAGGUGCUGGAGAACAAGCGACGUGGAGGCAACAAGUACGAGGAGCCAGAGACCCUGACCAAAACCCUGGAUUAUCUGGAUGCAUUUGCUCGGUUCAAGGAUGAGGAGAACAUCAAGGCUGUGGAGCGAUUGUUGAACUCGCAUACGGAACUCGAGAUGUUUGAGCGAUCCCAGCUUGGAAGCCUGUGCUGUGACAAUGCCGAGGAAGCCAAAUCGCUCAUCCCCAGCCUUCAGCAUAAGAUCUCCGAUGGAGACCUGCAGGAACUACUGGAUGAGUUGACUAAGCUGCGCAACUUUACCGAGUAA